Molecule: messenger RNA, 2348 nt
Organism: Equus caballus (horse)
Lineage: Eukaryota; Metazoa; Chordata; Mammalia; Perissodactyla; Equidae
Source: RefSeq, a predicted model, not a curated record
CCCCGCUCCCGCCCCGGAGCGUGUGGGUGAGCGCCACAGCGCCGCCGUCCCCUGCGCUUCUAGGGAGACGGGCCCCUGGGAGCAGCAGCCGGCGCGCGUCCCCGACGGAGGGGCGCGCGGGGCCGGCCUCUCGCAGCCUCCCACCGCCGACUCGGAAACCCUGCCGCCGCCGACGCCGCCUCCAGGGGGCGCUGUCGGACCGGCCCACGUUCCAGAGCGCCAUCCCCUCAGUCUGGCCUCCCCCGGAUGCUGUGGAGCACCGAGAGAACCGGCCGCACGGCUAGAGAGGCGUCUCCCAGGAGCCUCCCAGGUCUCCGCGCGGCGACCAGACACUUCCCUUUCCGGCUUCUUAUUCCGGAAGCAGCGCUGAGGCGGCGUGCGGGGUCGUGCGGCCUUUGUCCUCUUCCACCAUGGCGUACCGCGGCCAGGGUCAGAAGGUGCAGAAGGUGAUGGUGCAGCCAAUCAACCUCAUCUUCAGAUACUUGCAAAACGGUUUUGAUGAGUAUAUGAACCUCGUAUUAGACGAUGCGGAAGAGAUUCAUUCUAAAACAAAGUCAAGAAAACAACUGGCCCUAGACCUCUCUCAGCCUAUUCAGCAUUUCUACUGGAAUGUCCCACAGGCUUCUCGAUGUGAGAAGACCAGAAGUCAGACUCAGUUCCCACCCCUCAUACUAGAGCCAUUUCAGUGUCCCUGCCGUGGUGAGUGGCACCAGCUUCCAUUCAGUUUACUCAUUGAUUUCUCUGCAGCCUCCUCAUCCCCCUCCAAUUUGCUCUGUGGCCUGCAAUCAUCUUUUAAAAACAGCUGCCUCACCUUGUCAUCCCUCUGCCUGAAAUCCUUUCAUGGCUUCCUGCGCUCGUAGGAUAAGAAGAUCUUUAAUGUGUUCUGCAGGCUCCUUCUUGAUCUGGCCUUAUCUCCCUCUGCUCUGUUUUGUGUGACUCUGCUUUAUUAUCUGAGCUUUAUCCUCACUUCUUUCAGUUCUUUGAAUCUGCCACCACCACAUGCCCCACCACAGAUCUCAUAGAUCUUUGUAUAUCCUGUUCUUGUGUCUUUAGGACUCAGAUCAAAUAUCACUCUCUCCCUGGGUUUGGUUUGGUUUUGCUUGGGGUGGGGCUGGGGGAGGUAGGGUGUGCUGUGCUGAGUUUGUAGUAAAACAUUCAUUAGUGGGAUUAUUUUAUUAAUGUCUCUCCCACUGGACCAGAUGCUCCAUAAGUGCAUGAGUCCUGUCUUUUUGGCUCCCUGAUGUGCUCAGUGCCUUGAGAACUCAGUGCCUGCCAUGUAGUAGAAACUCAAAAAUAGUUGAAUGAUUAACGCAGUUUCUUAACCUAGUUAAGAAAAGUUAAGGAAAAAUCCUAAAGACAACAGGUCUUUAGGAUUCAUGGCUUCAUCAAGACAAACUAAAUCAUUUCUCUGAAAAUCCCGUUAAUUUGAUGUGUUUAAGCAUUUUGUCUUCACUUGUGUAAUGCCUCAGUUCACAGCUCACUAGUACUUUGAUCAGUGGUAAGUUUCAGGUAUCUCUGUUUUCCCAGACUCUUGAGGAUUCUUUUGAGCCUAUACUAAAUAUAUCAAAAGUAGAUUCUGAGAGGUGGUAUGAUGUUUUGCUAUGCUUCUUCCUGCUUAGACUAUUUUUGUGAAAGCCUAGAUUUUCCACGUUUAAACAUGUUUUGCUGGAAGGGUAAGCUAGCCUUAUUGACAUCAUAUUAUUUAUAAAUUAUUUGCAAAGUGUUGAAUUCCCAGGGUAAUAUCCAUCCUGUAGAAUAGAUAGAUAUUACCUGUUGUAGAAGCCUAGGAAAGUGAAACAAUUUCAUCACUAUUGGGGUUGAUUAGCAUUUCUCAAACUGUCGUACUAUAAACACCAGUGUUCCUGCAGAUGUUUAUAGAUAUUUCUCAGGAAAAAAGUAUUCUCUGCUCAGGUAAGUUUGGGAAAUGUUGAGUAAAACUUUAACAGGUUUGUUUAUUUUAGGAUGAAGUCUUUAAUAUACUAAGAGCUCUAAGAAUGGGGUUAUGGUGUACAGCAUUUCCUAAACUUGACAGACAACUCAUUUCCCAGCUUCUGCAAACUCAGCAUUGAGAAAUGUUGAGGUAGACCUAUUCAGUUGACUUAGUCUACAGAAACCGUACUUUUUAUAAAAUAACAUUUUUCUACCUUCUUUAGGUUAUUGUUGGCAAAGUACAUGUGCUCUAGUAUGCACAGCCUUUCAGUGUAUAGAUGUUGGAAAAUGUUCACGUACUUUUCGUAAGGGAGAAAGCAUUUUCAAAAUUGCUCAAGAAUGAUGAGAAAUUCUGAAGCUAAAAGGUGGUUUUACACUUGUCUGAGUGGCUAUUAAUAGCUUUUUAAAAAAAUUUUGUG